Molecule: messenger RNA, 516 nt
Organism: Leptopilina heterotoma
Lineage: Eukaryota; Metazoa; Arthropoda; Insecta; Hymenoptera; Figitidae
Exons: 2
Coding region: 1-516 (171 amino acids)
Biological process (GO): DNA integration
Molecular function (GO): nucleic acid binding
Source: RefSeq, a predicted model, not a curated record
AUGCGUGGUGAAGAUGAAAUCUGGCAAGCAGAUUUGGUUGAAAUGAUACCUUAUUCUUAUUCUAAUAAAGGUUUCAAAUACAUGCUCACAGUUAUAGACAUAUUCUCCCAAUAUGCCUGGGCUGUUAAGAGUAAGAAUGAAAAGGAUAUUUCUUUGGCCAUGAAAACUAUUCUCAAACAAGGCCGAAUUCUAAAAAAUUUGCAUACUGAUAGAGGCAAAGAAUAUUACAAUUCUGAAUUUAAGAGUUUAAUGCAAGAAUUUAAUAUUAGUCUCUAUUCUACCUAUAGUAAUUUGAAAGCCUCAAUUGUUGAAGGAUUUAACCGCACUCUAAAACAUAUGAUGAGGCCCGAAUUCAGCUUGCAAGGCAAUUAUAAAUGGAUUAAUCUUUUACCAACUCUCAUGUCAAAGUACAAUAAUAAAAAGCAUCGUACUAUUGGUAUGAAACCCAAAGAUGUCACCGGAGAAGACACAAGAGAACUGCUGAGACGUAGGGGAGACUGGGAACUGUGCAAAUGA